CUCCAAGCACCGGUUCACUGGAGUCUCCUAAAUUCUGCCAAAACCUGUCUGUAAUGAACAGGAAAUUCUGCUUCCUUCGUAAAUACUAGGUACACUCUUCUCAAAACUUCUAUAAACCUGUUUUUGCGGACGAGGAUGACAGAAGAGCAGUGUCUCCCACUGCGAGUUAUAUACAAUAUUGGAAGCAAUUCAUCCAUCCGUUGUUUAGCACGCUCGAAAACACCCGUUCCUGUAAAAUUUGUAGCGAUCAAUGAUGGUCAACAACGAGUAUGCCAGGUUGAGCUUCGACACGUCGUCCAGACGAUAUGUAAUUCUAGCCCAGAGCUUCGAUUGGGCCUACAAACCGAUUUUAGCGUCUAUUUUAUGGACGUUCUCGAGGUGGAAGAACUGUUCGUUGGUCUUGGCGUAUGGUCAGAAUUACUAGAGGCAUGUACUGCUUCGUCAACAAUAAAAGAACCUACAGAUGCUACUUAUGUGACUGGAAAGAUUAUGACGAGGUGCUCGAGGGAAAAUCUCCAGCUACACAUGCGAUUCCAUGAGUUUCAAAAACCCACCGUCUCUAAAACCACGUUUUCCGACACACAAGUUCAUGAGGAAGACGCACCAUCAUCAUCGUUGAAAGACGUUUCUUCUGUUUCUUCUUGUUCUAAUCUUCUUACGAAAGCCGAAAACACUGCAAGCAAUAUUUUGGCUCCUAUUCACAGAAAUACACCAGGCGUUUCGAACGCCAUCUCUUCGUCCAUUGAGAAUAAUUCGAACAAAGGCUUUGCUACACCUGCACUCCUGGUAAAACCUGCAAAGGUGGACGCAAAGUCAGCUUCGCAAACUGAGAACGACUCAAAAUCCGUGCUCGUUCCUGGGCCGCCUCAAACAAACAACACUUUCGCGCAACCGCCUUCUAUACUAGCGUGCAACAAUGCUGCACGAAAGCGUCGACGAGACGGCCCUUUGUCGCUCGAGUCUGCGUAUAUUGCUUCGCAAUUACAGAAUCCGUUGGAACGUGAACAUGUGCAGGACUUCAUUAAACAGCAAGUUAAACUUGCUCGCGCUCGGUUAGAUAGAAGGCUCCCUAAGGUCGCUCGUGGAGAAAAGCGGGUACAGGAACAGCUCACCAUGUCUGUUCAGGCUGGCAAAAUACCUACUUACUGUGAAAAUUGUGGAACCAUCAAGACCGCCAAUUGGCGAAACGCACAGCUUCUUGGAGGAAUCGUCAAUUUAUGCAAUGCUUGUGGCAUUUAUUGGUAUAACCACAAAGCGCUUCGUCCCCAGGCUCUCUGGAACACAUUUAAGCUGUUUUCUAGCGGUGAUGUUCCAAAAGAUGAUGAGUUUGCACAGCUAGAAGCAGCAGUGUAUCGACUGUGCCAGCAACGCAAAAACGAUCAUCCCGUUUUUAAAAAGCUUUCAACAUCCAAGGAAAAACAAGCCUCAUCAAAUUUGGAGACGGGACCGGAGUCGCGUGCAAAGUCUGUCAAUCCGACACGUCAAAACUCACAGCCCACCAGCAACAAGACUCUUACAAAAGACAGUCUGCGUCGCAUCCAGUCCUCGCCGCCAUGCCUUCCCAACACAGAGUUCCUUCCGCGAGAGCCUCUAUCAGAGUUGGCGCUUCCUGAUCCAUGGCUGGUUCUUCCUAAUGCACCCAACACAGACUUUCUUGUUCCGCAAUUGACCGCAAAAGAUACAUUGUCUGCAAGUGACAAGGAAAACAACCUCCGAAAAUUUGACCUACCUAUUCUCGACCCUAACAGCAUGAAUAGUGCAAAUAAUAAUGAGCCAGUCUUGCCCUUAAAGGAUUCGAGUUUCCUAAACGAGGAUGAACAACUUGAAUCCUUUUUUCGAACACCUCCUAGAAAAAGCACGAAAAAGCUUCCUCAAAGUCCCUCGCCUUGGCGUUCGGAACUGUUUAAUUCUGAAACGGAUAAUUUGUGUUUGACACCUUUGAAGGAGAAAGCUAAAGUCGAUCUGUCGCUCGUGUUCUCGCCCCCAGAACAGAUUGAUACGCGAAAAGCUAACUCACCUCAUCUCCCGGAAAAGCCAGAGACGACUCCCGACUUGGUCUUGUCCUCUCAGCUUGAACAGGAGGACGAUUGGAAUGCGAAUGCACUUACAACCGAACUUGUUUUGCCUAGUAGUCCACCCACCGCUUUGCCGUUUGAGCGGUUUCUAGUAAACUAGGUCAAACUUCUCAGUUGCUACGCCCGUCUUUGUAAUACCCCUCCUCUUUGCUUUUCAUGUCUCAACCAUUUUUAUUCUUACACGCACAUACGCACAACAAUUAUAUUUAUAAUCCCCCUUGUCAUUUAUCCACAUUUUAUGACAGGUCUCAAACUCUUUUGGAUCGUUUCUUUAAAAUCCCCCAGCGACCUCUCGUCGUCCUAUCAUCUAUCGCUUUUUUCAUUCAUGGGCUCUCAAUUACUUUCUUAAACUCAACUCUCUGCCGCCUUAAACCUAUUGACACGUCACUCGCCUACUUGCCUUUUUUACUACUAUUAUUACAAGAUAGCGACACAUAUUAAGAAGCAGCGCGAGUCUUUCCAUGUGAUGUACUACUAAAUGAACUACUGCCCCGUAGUUCGAGAACGGUUUCCCGCACUUGAAAUUGUCCUGUCUUACGAGCAACCUGUGAUGUAUUGUUCCGCCGCAGCGCAUCCCAUUGCACCCCUCUGCUUUUCUGUGAAUCCCAACAUCUCCUUUUAUCUCUUCUUCACUUGACUAAUGCCAGCCCGACCAACAUAGACGAACUCGGCUACGCUUUUUCUCGUCUAAAAUUGCCGGUCUCCCACGGCCAGCAUACUCCGCGAUUCUUGAUCCGUUCAUUCAGCGCAAUUGAGUUUUACAGCGGCACACCAGCUUUUAUUAAACUCUACCAAUCUUAUUCAAGGGUCUCGAAAUCUUCUCUUCCCAAGCUCAGGGUUCAAUUUCGGUUGUUGACGGUUCCCCGCAACGGCCCCGCAUUCGGUUGGUUCCCCCCUGAGAAUCCCGCCGCAUGCGGGAAUUCUGACGUUGCUUACUCCCACCAAACAACAGCCCUACCCUUCCCGAAUCGACACUGCGGGUCAAACAUUUCACACAGACUCAAACACAACACACAAACCGCCGAGUCUUACGCAAGUCGCUUUAGGAAUCGGAC
Schizosaccharomyces japonicus yFS275 is the source of this 3130-nucleotide messenger RNA. RefSeq names its product cell cycle regulated GATA-type transcription factor Ams2. Gene Ontology annotation, cellular component: chromosome, centromeric core domain; chromatin. The transcript is spliced from 2 exons. Gene Ontology annotation, biological process: CENP-A containing chromatin assembly; positive regulation of transcription by RNA polymerase II; regulation of DNA-templated transcription. Gene Ontology annotation, molecular function: zinc ion binding; sequence-specific DNA binding; DNA-binding transcription activator activity, RNA polymerase II-specific. Bases 136 to 2175 code for a protein of 679 amino acids. Lineage: Eukaryota; Fungi; Ascomycota; Schizosaccharomycetes; Schizosaccharomycetales; Schizosaccharomycetaceae. The record is from RefSeq and is a predicted model, not a curated record.